Messenger RNA from Moneuplotes crassus, 944 nucleotides. Lineage: Eukaryota; Ciliophora; Spirotrichea; Euplotida; Euplotidae. The record is from the annotation of a GenBank genome assembly.
UUAUUUUAUACAACAAUUUAUUAAUAUGAACAACCAUAUAUUCUCAGAUUACGAUUCUUCAAAAGCAUCCUUCUGGCUAGAAGACUUAAGAAACCCUAGGAGUUGUAAUUACUACGACAAUGUGUUCAUGACAUCUAGAGGGCAAGAGAAGGAUAGAGAAAUUAUGCAAGAUUGGUGUGCUUUUGGGAUUAUAGACCCCUUGCUGUUAAGUAAAACUUUGAAUCAGGCUCUAAAGGCAUAUCCUGAGAAGACUCAGCUUAGUAAAGGAAAUCAAAAUGAAAUGAAUAUUCCACAAUUUGCGUUUGACAAAAAUGAAUUAGAAAUUAAGUACAACACAUUAAGUAACUUAUCAGAGAUGGAAAUGAAAGCUCAAGACCAGCAAAUAGAAACUCAAAUUAGCCAGAAAAGCAAUAGAAAGAAUAGGAAUGGCAAAAGAGGCAGUAAAGCUAAGCCAAGGCUUGAUUCAGAAAUAAAGCAAGCUCUUAGGUUCGUGAAAAAGUUCAUGAAGAAACUUUUCAAAUCUCUGAACAUUGAAAUUACCAAUAAAAGAUAUAUUAAUUGAACUCCAAUGAAAAUUUUUGAAGCUAUGAAGACGACUCUGAUGACUAUUAUUCCUGAUGACCUUCUUGCAGAUGAUUUGAUAUAUUACACAAUUGGAAUUCUGAAUCUCAAGAAGCCUUCUGAGUUAAGAUGCAAGCAAAGAGUUAAAAAGGAGAUCUCUAUUUUCAAAGAAACAAAUAGCAAUUUCACUUACAAAAGACUUAAGAAGUCAAUGCAAUCAAGCAGUUUAAGGAUUUUAUGAAGGUUUAUUCUCUUGCAGGCAUCUGAUCAAAUUGGAGAAGCUCUCAGAAAGGCGUUAGGAAUUGAAUAAACCUAUUUUUUAUCUAUCAUAGUUAUGAAGAACAGAAUGAAAAAGAGUGGAAUAAUUACUAAUUUCCUUCAUA